Raphanus sativus (radish) is the source of this 1143-nucleotide messenger RNA. RefSeq lists its product as uncharacterized. Lineage: Eukaryota; Viridiplantae; Streptophyta; Magnoliopsida; Brassicales; Brassicaceae. The transcript is spliced from 2 exons. The record is from RefSeq and is a predicted model, not a curated record. Gene Ontology annotation, molecular function: zinc ion binding. The coding region runs from base 1 to 1143 and encodes 380 amino acids.
AUGCUUAAAAGUGUUAUACCAGACUCUUCUGAACUGGUUUUCAUUAGUACAAGAAAUCAGAGCUUGAUCUUCGCCAUAGGAAACGUGUUUCCACAGGCUCACUAUGGUCAUUGUUUAUGGCAUUUGAAGGAAAAGGUGAAAUUGCAUGCUUGUAACGUCAACAAGAAUAUAGUCGGGCAAAAACUUAUGGAGUUGGGCAGAUAUUACACGGUUGAUGACUUCAAUUCUGCUUACGACUCAUUUAAGAUAAGAUGUCCUGCUGCGUACAAGUAUGUGGAGGAAUGUGGUAUUGAAAAGGACAAAUGGGCAAGGGUUUUUUUCCCACGUGAUAGGUACAACUUGGAUACAAGCAACACUCUGGGAUCAAUGAAGAACGUGUUUAAAGAGGCAACGAGGUGGGCCUUAAUACCAAUGCUGGAUUGUAUCAUUAGGAAAUUCUCUGAUUGGUUCACUCAACGGAAGGAUAUUGUUUCUAGAUCAAUGAAUACAAGACUGGUGCCUCGGGUUGAGAACUACUUGCACGAUCUAUGGGCUGUUGCACAUAAGCUACCUGUGCGGGAACUUGAUAGUUACGAGCUUAAGUACGAGAUCACUGACGCUGCAGGAAAGGUGUUUUGGGCGACCUUGGUUGGAAAAACUUGUACUUGCAAGGUGUGGGACUAUGAAAAGUUCCCUUGUCUGCAUGGACUGGCAGCUUAUAUUUAUUUCGCUAGGAAUGUUGAUGGCAGGCGCCUUGAUAUCCAUGAGUUGUGCUCAAAAUACUACUGGACGGAAAUGUGGCAUUUGGCGUAUUCCAGAACACUUAAUGUUGUGCCCGACAUGGCUUCUUGGAAUGUACCAGAUCAGAUCAAGGAGGUGAAGAUCAUACCUCCAGAUCGCAUCAAGCGGCAAGGAAGGAAAAGACUUGGAAAUGAAUGCAAGUACUUCUCUUGGUUCGAUGAAGAGGAUGGUACAGAAUGGCAAAGGAGAGCAUUGCUUCAAACCCGUGAUGAAAUCCGAGAGAAGAAUAAAGUGAUUGAGCAAUUACAGAAGACCAUUUCUGAAAUGAAAAGUCAUUUGGAGAAGAAGAAGACAGGGAAGGGCGGGAAUGACGAAAAUGAAGAAGAUGACAUUGUUAGGAAGUUUGAAGAAUUGUAUGCUUAG